UGCAGUUAAUGUUUUUACCCACAGCUCGCCCGCGUUACUACAAUCAUAAUCAGGAGCAACCGAAACAACACCGACUCCUCGGUUCAUGUUCAUCCAUACAUCACACCGUUUUCUGUGCUAUAAACCUCGGAUUGCAUGAAUUUGCCCAGGAUACAGGACAAAACUGCAAAACAUCUUCCUCCAAACAGCCAUGUCCACCAGCACUGCCUCUGUCUUCCUCGUUUUACUUCUUCACACAUCGAUUUCAGCAAACGACUCAUCAGACAUACUAUACGACAUCCCUCCCUUCAUCAGAGUCUACACAAAUGGUACAAUCCAAAGAUUCAUAGGAACAAGGGUUGCUCCUCCGUUGACGGAUCCGAUCACUCGGGUCCAAUCCAAGGACAUUGUAAUUCACCCGACAGUGAAUGUAACUGCAAGACUGUAUCUGCCUGGAAACGCCAUUCCAGGCAAGAAAACCCCUCUUCUCGUCUAUUUUCACGGCGGUGCUUUCUUCACCGAAUCCGCUGCUUCUCCGCCUUACCACCGCCACUUGAACUCAGUCGUCGCGAGAGCUAACGUCGUCGCUGUGUCGGUUAAUUACAGAUUAGCCCCCGAAAACCCUCUACCCAUUUGUUACGAAGAUUCUUGGCUUGCACUAAAAUGGGUAUUUUCCCACUUCAAAGGGUACGGGAAGGAGCCGUGGAUCAACAAGUAUGUUGAUUUUAGGCAUGUGCAUGUGGGGGGAGAUAGUGCCGGGGCAAAUAUCGCACACAACAUGGCUAUCAGGGCCGGGUCGGAUCAUGAAACGGGUGGUGUUCUACUAGAUGGGUUGUUUCUAAACUGCCCACAUUUUUGGGGGGAGAAGCGGAUCGGGAAUGAGGAUACUAGCAACAUUCCAAUCAAGAACAUGAUGGAGAGCAUUUGGGUUCAUGCGUACCCGAAUUCGAGAGGUCUAGAUGACCCGUUGUUGAACCCGGCUUCGGAUCCGAAUCUAUCCCGGUUAGGGUGCAGGAAGGUGUUAGUUUAUGUAGCUGGGAAUGAUAUAUUGAGGGGCAGAGGUUGGUAUUACAAGCAAGCAUUGAGGAAGAGUGGAUGGAAUGGAAUAGUGAAAGUCGUGCAAGUACAAGGGGAGGAACACGAUUUUGGUGUACGGUUUCCCGACACCCCAAACGCCCUACAAAUGCUGCAAAAUUUUGCUGCUUUUCUCCAAUUGGAUUAACGACUCAUGUUAGAAAUAAAAGUCUACCUCACAAAUAUUUAUUUUAUAAUAUUUUAAUAAAUAAGUCAACUAUGUAACUUCCUGUUAUUGGUUGUACAUAGA
Messenger RNA from Sesamum indicum (sesame), 1303 nucleotides. The record is from RefSeq and is a predicted model, not a curated record. NCBI's taxonomy places the organism in Eukaryota, Viridiplantae, Streptophyta, Magnoliopsida, Lamiales, Pedaliaceae.